Ilex paraguariensis (yerba mate) is the source of this 492-nucleotide messenger RNA. Lineage: Eukaryota; Viridiplantae; Streptophyta; Magnoliopsida; Aquifoliales; Aquifoliaceae. The record is from the annotation of a GenBank genome assembly.
AUGAGGAGUUCUGAUGAUGGAGUAGCCGACAUGGAGGGAGGCAGUGAGGCUAUCACUGGCGUGGUGGUGACCGAAGGGGAAGGUAGAGCUGGGGCUCUACAAGAUGCCGACCAUAUAGGUGUCAUCGUGGACUAUGGCAGCGCCAAGGUCCAGGUGAGCGAGGCCUUGGGCGUCCAGGAUGUGGCAACCCCAAUCAGGCAAGCAAGCCAGACAAGGAUAGGAGAUGGAGGUGCUGUGCAGGUGGAUAGGCUUGCCUUGGGCACUGUUGGCGUGCGGGCUGUGCGCACUAGGGCGAGCGUCGUUGGGCAUCCGGUGGAGGUGAGCUCCUCUGGGGCAAAUGUUGUUACGACAAGCAUUACUGGGCGUGCGGAGGAGAGGCGAGCAGGCCAGGUGAGUAGCAGGGUUGUUGUUGCGAGCCAGGCGCCGGACACCCAUGCUGCGGCGACCCAUGUCGGGCAANUGUUUCUACAAGGCAUCCAACCAUGGCAGUAA